Trichobilharzia szidati is the source of this 1728-nucleotide messenger RNA. The record is from the annotation of a GenBank genome assembly. NCBI's taxonomy places the organism in Eukaryota, Metazoa, Platyhelminthes, Trematoda, Strigeidida, Schistosomatidae.
AUUACCGGAGAAGUAUACAACUGUUUUAGGGAACCAGUCAAAAAUGAUGAUUUUAACAACCAAUCAAAAUGUUUUAUUUAGUAAGUAUAAUCCUAGAUAUUCUUGUAAACUUCAGAAUAUCUCCUGUUACUAUUUAUAGAAAAACUGUAGACGUUACAAUUAAUAUAGUCAUGUUAUUAGGAAUGUAAUCCAUUUCGGUUCACCUCAGCAACUUUUGACAAUGAAUUAUACAAAUAUUAAGAAUUCAACUCAUUCGUUACUGUUUAACUAUUCAGCUACAUUAGCAUUACAUGUACAGAAUUUUACAGAUCCUAAAGUCUUUGGUUUGUCAUCAUGCAUAAUCAUCACACUUAUGUUUGCAUUGAUUGUUGUCUUUUCAAUAUUUGGGAAUAUUUUAGUUAUGUGGAUUAUAUUGAAUAAUCGUAGAAUGCGUACAGUGACUAACUGUUUUUUGUUCAAUUUAUCUGCAGCUGACUUACUGACAGUAUUCCAGAUUAUACCGAAUGUUUAUUAUGUACUUCACAAUGAUUGGAUUUUCGGUGUUGCUUAUUGUAAAUUCUCACAGUUCUUCACUGCAUUUAACAUCGCUAUCAGUGUGUUUACAUUUAUCGCCAUUGCAUCAGACCGAUACACCGCUAUAAUGUUCCCACUUCGGCCACGUUCAAAACUGAAAACAGUUAUCUGUGUUAUAGCGGCUAUAUGGUUAAUAUCGUUUGCCAUCGGGUUACCUGGUCUAGUUGUGGCUACUGUUUCCCAAAAAGAAUCAGUACCGUUUGAGAAUAUGAUGAAUUUAACAGACGAAUUCACCACAGUAAAUCAAACUUUGUCUGAGUCUAUCAGUCAAAACGUGUCAAGUGUUUGUAUUUACAGUUGGUCUCCAGAAUGGUCCGAUGCGUAUGAUUACACAUUGUUUAUCUUAAUGUAUGUUCUGCCGUUGAUAAUCCUCGCCGCCACCUAUGUCCCAAUCUCAAUUCACUUAUGGUUUCAUAGAGGACUUGGAGAGGUUACCAGAGCACAAGCUCAAAAUGUUCGUUCUAAAAGACGUGCUGUGAAAAUGCUUUGCGCAGUUAUGCUUAUAUUCGCGAUAUGUUGGCUACCGUAUCAGUUGUUUUUCAUCAUUGUACAAUUAAAUCCAGCAAUUAAAAAUAACCAUAAGUUACCAGUUGUGUUCAUUUGUUGUUAUUGGCUAGCAAUGAGUAAUUCAAUGUACAAUCCAAUUAUAUAUGUUUUAAUGAACAAGAAAUUUCGUAAAGGCUUCUACACAGUAUUUUCAUGUUUCCCUUGGUGUCGAUCGUAUAUCAAGAGGGACAGAAAAAUGACAACGAAUACUACAACAAUUAAUACACUACUUGAUUAACGCUCCCAGAAUAUAUCAUCACUGGUAUACAAUCAUUGAGCAGACGAUCUUAUGAGAGUAUCAACAUAUGAUUUAGAUGAAUCAAUGUUUUUAAUAUGUCUAAAACAAAAUGUAUUUACUGAAUUCUACAUCACUUUCUUCAGUUCUCAUUUUAUUAACUGCUUAAUUGUCUUCUAGCUUUUACUUAUAAUGGAAAGCUUAUUAUUUUAUCAGUUUUUAACUAUUGGUAUAUAUAUUCUGUUUAUUUUACAUUUGAGUUACUUGUAUUAUGGUAAUAAUGUUACUUUGAUUAUUAUACAACAUACAAAUGAAACCUGACAGUCGUGUGAAUACCUUGAUAUGAUUAUGAGCAAUAAAUUGUGCUCAAAACG